Molecule: messenger RNA, 5788 nt
Organism: Megalops cyprinoides (Indo-Pacific tarpon)
Lineage: Eukaryota; Metazoa; Chordata; Actinopteri; Elopiformes; Megalopidae
Product: DDB1- and CUL4-associated factor 1-like
Exons: 24
Coding region: 72-4721 (1549 amino acids)
Biological process (GO): protein ubiquitination
Cellular component (GO): nucleus; Cul4-RING E3 ubiquitin ligase complex
Molecular function (GO): histone H2AT120 kinase activity; nuclear estrogen receptor binding
Source: RefSeq, a predicted model, not a curated record
CUGUAGCGAGCGAGACCAGUAAUGUGCCGGGGAGAAACGUACAAUAUUGAGAAAUAACUGAUAGCAAUCCCAUGGCGUCACCGUCUGCCAGUGUGGACUCUAAGGCAGAGCUGACCUCCCUGCUGGAGCAAUGGGAAAGAGAGCAGCAGGGCAGCACCCAGGAUCUGGUCUCAAUCCUCACCAAAGUGUCAGAGUUGGUCGAGCGAGAAACAGAAGAAUAUCACAAAUCGGAUCCUGAUCCCUUCGAUGACCGCCAUCCAGGAAGAGCAGAUCCAGAUUGCAUGCUGGGACACCUGCUCAAUAUUCUUUUUAAGAAUGAAGACUUCACAAAUGCGCUGCUGAACACUUAUGUGAUGACGAGCAGAGAGGUCUCCCUGAACACUGCUGCCUGCCGCCUCCUCCAGAACAUAAUGCCUGGGCUGGAGACGGCCGUGGUCUUUCAGGAGAAGGAGGGUGUUGUGGAGAAGCUGUUUAAGUGGGCCCAGGAGGCAGAGGAGCCCCUGCGUAUCUAUGCCACAGGGCUUCUGGCUGGAGCCAUGGAGAACCAGGACAUCGCCGCCAACUACAGGGAGGAGAACUCAGUGCUGGUGCCUAUGAUGUUGCGGCGGCUGCGCGAGCUGCAGGACAGGGAAACGAAGGGCCGUCAGGACUUCAAACGGCCCAUCCCCAAGAAGACUCUCAGGGACCCUCUGCUGCCACUCGAUGAAGAGGCCGUCGACGGCGGGUUUGAGGGAGCCACCAUGCCUCUAGGGAGCAACGGGGAUGACCAGGAAGAAGAGAAGGAGGAGAACAGAUCUGGCUUGGGGGUGGAAGACGAGCUGUCCUUCAACCUCGGUUCCGCCCACAAGACCAGCAGCCGAGCCAACUCCUCUAUCAAGCCUGCAGCGGAGCCCGUGUACCCGGCGGUACCAGCACCUAACCUGGGAGAGGAGGAGGGGAAGCGGGAAGGUGGGUCGCGGGGCUGGAGGAAGCUGGAGACAGAAAACGGGCGCAAGGCCAAACACAAGCUCAGCUUCUCUCUGCCUGAGCCCGAGAGGAACUUCAGCGAGCUGUCCAACAGCAGCUGGUCAGAGAUGAGCCCCUGGGUCAUCGGGAACAGCUACCACCUCUACCCACUCACCCCUGCCAUUGAGCAGCGGCUGAUCCUGCAGUACCUUACCCCCCUGGGGGAGUACCAAGAGCUGCUGGCUGUGUUCAUGCAGAUGGGAGCCCGAGAAUUGCUCAUGCAUUAUAUCGACCUUAAACAGACCAAUGAUGUGCAGCUCACAUUUGAAGCUCUAAAGUACUUGGCCUCCUUGCUCCUGCACAAGAAAUUUGCUGCAGAGUUUGUGGCUCAGGGAGGAGUUCAGAAGCUGCUGGAGAUCCCGCGUCCCUCUAUGGCAGCCACCAGCGUGUCCCUGUGCCUCUAUUACCUGGCCUACAACCAGGAUGCAAUGGAGAGAGUGUGCAUGCUGCCCCACUCGGUCCUGUCGGACAUGGUGGCCUACACGCUGUGGCUCCUGGAGUGCUCCCACGCCUCGGGCGGCUGCCACGCCACCAUGUUCUUCUCCAUCUCCUUCGCCUUCCGCGCCAUCCUCGAGCUCUUCGACCGUCAGGACGGCCUGCGCCGGCUCGUCAACCUGAUCAGCACACUGGAGAUCCUGAACACAGAUGACCAGGGGGCGCUGCUGAGUGACGAUGAAAUCUUCUCCAGCCGGCAGACGGCCAAGCACACCUGCAUGGCUCUGCGCAGGUACUUCGAGGCUCACCUGGCAAUAAAGGUGGAGCAGGUAAAGCAGUCCCUGCAUCGCACAGAAGGGGGCGCCCCUGUCCACCCGCAGCCCUAUUACAAGCAGGCCUGUUCCUAUACCCACGAGCAGGUGGUGGAGAUGAUGGAGUUCCUAAUUGAGCACGGCCCAGCGCGGCUCUACUGGGAGCCAGCGGAGGUCUUCCACAAGCUCUCCUGCAUCCAGCUCAUGCUGCAGCUCAUUUCCUUCGCCUGUGACUGGAGAACCUACUAUGGCAGGAGUGACACAGUCCGCUACGCUCUGGACAUACUGGCCAUCCUCACCGUGGUCCCCAAAACCCAGCUGCUCCUGGCCGAGCCCGUGGACGUGCUGGACGAGGGGGGCUCCACCGUCAGCACUGUGGGGAUGAGUAUUAUCCUGGGGGUGGCUGAGGGUGAGGUGUUUGUGAACGACGCGGAGAUCCAGAAGUCUGCCCUCCAGGUGGUGAUUAACUGCGUCUGUGCGCCCGACAAGCGUGUGUCCAGCAUCGGCAAGUUCAUCGCGGGCACGCCACGUCGGCGCCUCUCACACGCUACCAAGGGCAGCGAGAGCGUGCUGGCCAAGAUGUGGAACGUGGUCCAGUUCAACAACGGCAUCAAGGUGCUGCUGUCCCUGUUGAUGGUGAAGAUGCCCAUCACGGACGCGGACCAGAUCCGGGCGCUGGCCUGCAAGGCGCUGGUGGGGCUGUCCCGCAGCGGUGCGGUCAAGCAGAUCAUGAGCAAGCUGCCGCUCUUCAGCAGCGGCCAGAUCCAGCAGCUGAUGAAGGAGCCGCUGCUGCAGGACAAGCGCAGCGAGCAUGUCAAGUUCUGCAGGUACGCGGCCGAGCUCAUCGAGAGGGUCUCCGGGAAGCCACUGCUGGUGGGCACCGACGUGUCCCUGGCGCGCCUCCAGAGGGCCAACGUGGUGGCCCAGUCUCGCAUCAGCUUCCCCGAGAAGGAACUGCUCCUCCUCAUUCGCAGCCACCUGGUGGCCAAGGGCCUGCAGGACACGGCCAGCACGCUCACCAAGGAGGCCGACCUUCCCAUGGCGCACCUCUGCCCCUCCUCCUCUGCCUUCCCUGCCGUGUCCGUGGCCCCUCCUCCCUCCCCGGGGGCGGUGCUUCCCCGGACCCCCCGUCUGGCCAAUGGAGUCGCAGCCCGGCUGGGCAGCCACACCUCCCCCCAGUCCACGGUCCACGCCCAGCCCCGCCCCCCAGCCAAUCUGCCUCCCCCUCCCCCGCCUCUUCCCCCGCCGUCGGCUCCGCCUCCUCACGCCCACGGAUCCCCCCUCAUUGGCCGCAUCCUCUUCACGCGGGAGCGGCCCUCGCCGCCGUGCAGCUACGCCAGCAAGAGGCCCCGCAUCCUGCGGCAGAAGUCGGACCACGGCGCCUUCAGCCAGAGCCCGGCCAUGAAGAAGCAGAUGGACCGGCACCUGCCCUCGCCCCCGACCCUCGAUGGCAUCAUCACGGAGUACCUGCGCGAGCAGCACGCCCGCUGCAAGCACCCCGUGGCCACCUGCCCCCCCUUCUCCCUCUUCACCCCCCACCAGUGCCCCGAGUCCAAGCGGAGACGGCAGGCGCCCACCAACUUCACGUCGCGCCUCACACGCAGGGUGGCCUACCCUAAAUACGGGGGUGUGGAUGGGGGCUGCUUCGACAGGCACCUCAUCUUCAGCAGGUACCGGCCCAUUUCGCUGUUCAGGGAGGCUAAGGAGGACGAGAGCGGCUUCAUGUGCUGCGCCUUCUCGGCCCGCGAGCGCUUCCUCAUGCUGGGCACCUGCACCGGGCAGCUCAAGCUCUACAACAUCUUCACAGGGCAGGAGGAGGCCACCUACAGCUGCUACAACUCCGCCAUCACGCACCUGGAGCCCUCACGGGACGGCUCCCUGCUGCUGACCUCAGCCUCGUGGAGUUACCCCCUCUCCGCUCUGUGGAGCAUGAAAUCGGUCUUUGUUAUGAAGCAUUCCUUUAUAGACGAUAAUUACGUGGAGUUCAGCAAACUUUCUCAGGACAGAGUCAUCGGUACUAAGGAGCACAUAGCUCAUAUCUACGAUGUCCAAACCGGCCAAAAGACCCUCACCCUCAACGACCCUGGCUUGGCCAACAGCUACAAGCGGAACUGCGCGACCUUUAACCCCACCGACGACCUGGUGCUAAAUGACGGGGUGAUGUGGGACGUGCGCUCAGCUCAGGCCAUCCACAAGUUCGACAAGUUCAACAUGAACAUCAGCGGCGUCUUCCACCCCAACGGACUGGAGGUCAUCAUCAACACCGAGAUCUGGGACCUGCGGACAUACCACCUCCUCCACACGGUGCCAGCCCUGGACCAAUGUAGGAUAGUCUUCAACAACAACGGCACUGUCAUUUAUGGAGCAAUGCUGCAGGCCGAUGAUGAGGACGAAAUGAUGGAUCAGCAGAUGAAGAGCCCCUUUGGUUCCUCUUUCAGGACCUUUGAUGCCACUGACUACAAACCCAUAGCUACAAUUGAUGUAAAACGGAACAUUUUUGACCUCUGCACAGACUCCAAAGAUUGCUACUUGGCUGUUAUUGAAAACCAGGACUCCAUCAAUAUGGACACAGUGUGCCGACUCUAUGAGGUGGGCAGGCAGCGGCUGGCUGAGGAGGAGGAAGAUGAGGAAGAUCAGGACGAGGAUCAGGAGGACGACGAUGACGACGACGAUGACGACUCGGACGACGACUCGGACGACGACCUGGACGACAUUGACACCGACCCCCUGCUGGCGGAGCUGGAGAAUGAGAACGGGGGCGAGGAGGACGGGGAGCACGACUUCUCCCCUUCCGACGACGAAGAGGUGGCACGCCUUCUGGAGGCGGACGGGGAGGAGGAGGAGGACGACGAUGAUGACGAUGACGAUUCCGAUGACAACGAGGACGACGCCGAGCUCAUGCUUGAGAACACAGACAGCUCUGACAACUCGGACCUGGAGGAUGACAUCAUCCUGUCUCUGAAUCAGUGAAGAGGACUUGUUAGAAAAGCAAUACAAGGACACAUGAGGUCCCGUGCCUAAGAAGAUAUCCUUAGGCGAGUCAUGAUGAAGGCGGCAGGAGUGGACACAAAACAGUGUGCGACUGAAGAGAGAGACUAACCUGUGGUAGGCACAUGGGACAGCCCGGGCUGGUCUCACCUGAGAGUGCUCUUGGUGAGGUCGUGUCCGCAGGUGACGUCCCCUUGAAUGUAGGGUCACACGUGGGUGCUGCAGGGGCUGUCGGGCCUACUCCACACAAGUUACAGAGAGGAAGCGCACACUAGGAAGUGUAUAUGUGUUUUGCUUCUUAAAAAGGCAUAGUUUUAUGACAAGAUGUGUGACUUUAAGUGUGCAAGGACAGAAUGCAAAGACACAAGAAAUAUCGAAAAGAAAUGGGUACAUAUUUUUAUUUUUUUCAUCAUUCAAAACUCGUUUGACCUGCUUUCCCUCAGAUACACUGUCCAUAAUUGUCUGAUUUUCUUUUAUCAGGUGGCCACAGUAUUACCUGGGCCUGAGUGGUAAUAAAAGGGUUUUGUAGCCAGGGCGGACUACAUUACCCAGAGAGCUUUCUGAGUCAGGGGAUGAGGAGUAUGGUAUACUGUCUAAUGUGGGACCCAAAGAUGGUCUAUACAGUUGUGAGAGAAUUCUUGUGUGUCUGGAAAUGAGCACACAGUGGCUGUCAAACCCCUUUCAGCAGUUUGCAAAGGCAGUGGAUGGGAAGAGAGUCCAGUGAAGGAGCAGGACAUGUUUCUUUGCAAAGGUCACAUUCUUUGAGGUGCUGUAGUCUUCACAUUCUCCCAUUCCUGUGGAUGGGCACGAAACAGUCAAAUGCAGUUGUGUGCUCAUAAUGACUUGUUGCUGGAUGUAGUGUUUGUGAGGCAUCUCAGGAUUGUAUUGUGUAAUCAUGCAAGAGAUAAGCUGUUAAAUGUUUCACAAUUUGAAAUGUGCUUAUUAAAUGUCUACAGAAAAUUGUCAGCUGAAGUACCUGGUAAAGAAAUUGCUAUGUUUCAUGGUUGGAAAGAGGAUUCUAGGGCCAGUUUGUCAGAUGGUCAGGUUUA